AUGCCUCUGUCUCUGACAUGGAUCAGCCUGACUCACAUGGAGCUGGUUGUUACCGUCAUAGACCACAAACUAACCACCAGACAGAAUAUCAAGCUUCAGGAGUCAGCUGACCACGACAGAUCUGAACCAGCAGAGGAUCCGGACAGUGACAGCACGGCUCUUUGUGUGAAGAACAGAUCAGCGUUUGAGCAUCAACACAACCACCUGCUGCACUGCCUGGAGAAGACGACGAACCACGAGUUCACAAACGAGGUGAACUACAGCGAGCUGUGCAUGACGGAGUCGGUGGGCUACAGGACCAGUCGCAGCACCUCCCUGUCCAGCCAGCAGGGGGCGCAGAACAACUCUACCGGCUGCUGCCCCCGCCGGGCCAGGAGAAGAGCCGCCAUGCGACUGGCCAACUCCACGGUGUCCGUCAGCCGGGGGAGCGUCCAGGAGCUGGACACCCUGCACGUCAAAACCACCUGCAUCCCGCCUCAGACUCGUUCCAGUCUGAACGCCCAGACCGGUGACCUGAAGCUCAACUGUGGGGAACAAGAUUUCUCCGCUGCCAUCAUCAGCAUCCCCACGCCGCCCGCCAACACACCUGAUGAGAGCCUCCCCCCAUCGCCUGCCCCCAUCCCCGGUAUCCUGCGCAACACCCAGGCCACCACCUACACCCACGACACCUUCAAAAUCUCCUCCUUAUAACGUCUGACCGCGCCUGCAACUUCCCCCUCGACACCCGCCCCAGCAGCCACCCUCCCCGUAACCCUGAACUCCCUUUAAACCCUUGAACCUGAACCCAGGGCACUGCUAGCCGAGGAUUUGGGUGACAAAGACUUCUCAGGCUCUGAGGUCCGCUGUUUCCUUUCACUUCCUCACACCAUUUUGUGGAUUACAUGGGCUGAACCAAAUGGAGACACAAUGGCUUACUGUACGAAGGGGAGCAAAAAGUCUUAAGAAUCAGUCCCUCAUGCAUUAUAGACCCCAGACACGCCCUCCUGCACUGUUUUACAUUUUGGAUCUCGGAGCACAAACCCUGGAGGGUUCAUCCUGAACUGACGAUGGAAACGAUGUAAAGACAGAAAUGCAGCACCCCCACCUGACGCGUUGGUUUCGUUGGGUCCAUUUGGCAUCCCCACUAAACAUAAUGCUUCAGUGGAGGGUUACAAAAUGUCUUAUUUUUCAGUCUAAACCUGGCACUGAAUGGUUUUAUUCUGAAAAGAGAUGUUGAAUGAAUCAGAGAGACUGCUGACCAUCGGAGGAUCAUUUAGACUUAGCUGGUUUGUUGUCAAACUCAUCUGUGAUUGGAAGAAGACGUGACGGAGACGAUCUGUUAACAACCAAACAACCUUCAGCAGCUUCACAAGCCAUGAUACAGUUUUUUGAUUGUUUUGGAAAUUGUGGGAAACAGGUGACGGCUAUCGGGCCCGUGGAGCUCAGACAUUUAUGGAUUGGUUUUUGUCUUGAUUCAAAUGCAUGCUGGUUUCUUUUCUUUGCAGCGACAGACUGGAAGUCUGACUGCAGAAAAAAUGCUGCUCAUUUCAGUGUCGUGUUGGACCUCUGCUGGUUGAAAGACUGUAGGUUUUAACCCCAACAAUGGGUCAACAUGUCUUCAAAUCUUAAGGAGUUCGGGAGUAUGUAUGGAAGAUCUCUUCCCCGGCUCUAAUUCAGCAGCUGAAGCCACUUCGGUACACUUUUUAAGAAAAGGAAGAGAACCAUGAGCGAGAACUCGUGAGCUUUUUUCAGAAUCCAGUUGCGAAACAUGUAAGAACGUGAAAAUCUUAAUAAUGAUCAAGAUGCUGCUGAAACACAUGAACUCAUCUGGGUUUAACUGAUCUAUGCUGAGCCUGAGUACUGUUAACUAACUAACUACAGUGAGCUGAUCUUACCUUCAAGGAACCGGGACAAACCGAGCUGGACUCACCUUACCUUUCUAAACGGGACUGUGGAGAGGAAAGGGUUAAAUGAGGGACUGGAUUCAUCAGGUCUGAUGUGGACUGGUCUGGCUGUAGCUCAGAAGUGUUUGUCGGACCAGGAACGAAAGCCUUUUACUUUUCAAAAUAUGCAACAUUACAACAAGCAGGAAAAUAGCAUCAACAAAUGAACAGAAUAAUAAUACCGAUAAUAAUGUGUUAUAAAACGUCAGUGAUUAUUGCAGGGAACAUAAUGUAAAGCAACUAAGAAUUUCAUUUGUUGUGUGAUCUUUUCAAUGAGAGCGAGAACACAAGUACAUUAGAUGAAAAUGGGAAAAGGGAAUGCAACGCCAAAAGCUUUUCAGCUUUAAAGUCACGUUUGUCCCCAUGACGUGCAAAAAAUGCUAAGAGAGACCGACUCAUGCAAUACAAUCAAAAUGAUCAUAUUUAAUGUUAUGCACACAAAUUAUGUUAAAAGCCAUUACUUUCAUGUUAGUGUUUGCACAAAAUGGCCGUCACUUGUUAAAACGUUUCCAACAAAGUAGAACUAGCACAAACUGUUUCAAAUUUAAACGCAGACCACGUCGGCUAAGUUGACUUUGUUCCUGCUGCUUAUCAUAGGAUAUCAUAAAAAGAAAAGCAGGAAGUGCUGCUCUUCUCUCAGGCUACGUCUUCGUUUAAACCUCAGACCUUCUGCUGCGUUUCCUCGCGUCCAGACUGAAACGUUGAAGUGUGAAAACGCUGCUCAGCCCGUUCUGGUUUUAAACUCCGGGGCGGCGUGUUCGUGCCGACGGGUGGAAACGAUGACGCUCACGUUUGGCUUCCUGAUUGGUUCUGAUCAGUCAGUCAGAGCAGAAACACGAUGCUGCUGACAGAGUUUUAUUAAAGUAUUCUGUAGUGUGUAAAUAACUCUUCUACACUUGUCCUCUGCGUGUCUCCGUAUUUACUUUGCGUCGACUCCCAGCCUGUUUCCCGCCGCCUCCGUCUCUCUGUCCUCCCGUCUUCUCAACAGUUCCACCUCGCCGUCACUCCGUGCAGAGGAAUCUCUGCUGUGGUUCUUCUCCAUCGCUGCUCUUCCUUCGUCUACAGUAGAACUUUCUUCUGCAGCUGCAGAGCAGACAAUCUGCUUCCUGUUUACACCGGCACGCACAUGCUCAGUGUACGUGAACGGUCACGUGAUGUUUACGUGUUCACGUGUCGUUUAAAUAAAAACAGAGAUCUGAUACGCAGCUAACACCCUGGUGAGCACGGAGGUCGUAGUGGUGUGGAUGUAGCCUCAGUCUACUUCUGAGAUGUGAAUCUCAACAGGGGACAAUGCAUUUCUGUUCCACCAUCACCCACACGUGACUUUAGCUGCAAGUAGUUUGGCGAAGCGUUUCCCUGACCAAUCAGAAGUGAGUGUGAGUGACUGACACACAGACGGGAGACAAGACGUACAUACUGUAACAUAUUUUGUAUCAUAGACUUUCACUGCAUCUUCCAGUCGAACCCUCAAACCAGAAAAAGACAAAAAAGAUAGAGAUGAAAGUGGUGGGGCGUUCCUCCGUGCAUGAGCCUCGUGCAGUAGAAGUAGCACUACUGAUCAUAGGAACUUAUCGUCAUAUCAGAGAAAAAAGCUAGAAAAAAAACACAACACAAAGGGGGAAAUCUCAUCUCAUCAUCUUUUUGCAUGACAACUCUUCCUUUCUUCUCUCCCGCCCGUCAUCGGUUAGUUUUCCUCAUCCUCCCCCGACCCAAACUUUUCAAGCCGAGUGUUUGCACCACGAGAAGCGUACGUUAGAAUACCCAGAAGAAUAUAUCAAAGUAAAAUCAUUCAGGCAUGUUCCUCGCCAGAAUGCAAAGUGUAUGUGUGUGUUUGUAUGAAUGUGUGUUUGUAUGAUGAGCUGUCACAAAUAUGCAUGGAUACCGUUAUAGGUAUUUUAUCUGUUUUCUCCUGCAGAGACGGCAGAGAGAGGAGGCUGUUCACUGGUUCUUCAACUCUUUUAUUUUCCACAGUACGUCCACUAAUACUUCAUGUGCUCCCAGCCGGCCCCUACACCCCGUCUACAGCAUUUAACAGUAAAAUGACUGAAACAGCUUAGUGUCUAAAUGAACCUUAUGCGUCAUGGCUGUCCUUCAAUAAGUACAUGUUGUUGUCUGUUGGACAGAAUCAUUCUAACUCUAACUUUUCUCAUAGACUGAGUGAUGUUACGUCAGAUGAAGCUCCAGAAGAAGCUAGUAAGUGGGAUUAUUACCGUAAUGGGCUGAUACGGUAAUUACAAAUGCCUUGUGACUGUAAUUUUGACAGGAAGUUCCUUAUUUCUGUAACAAACAGUCCCUGACUUCAGUUCAGUUUUGUGUUAAAAAACUCUCACUCUUGUGGUUUUUAUUCGGUCUUUUCUGGGUCAUGAAGCUUCUUUGUAAGUUUUGUUUAUAUUAAACUGAUGAACUGUACAGGGAAUGAAGCUGAAAGCAGGUUUGACUUUAGUUACUCUUGUAAUUUAUUUGAGUUUGAAUGUUUUUGUGACGCUAAAUGUUGAGGCUUGUGGGUAACGGCUGGGAGCUUUGCUGCACUUUACUGUUUCUACUGCGGGACGCCUUCAUGGGUCGGACCUGAUCCUGCUGUCACUCUCAUCUUUGUUUCUUCAACUGCGAUAAACAGGAAACCUCUGAAGCAAGUCUGAAUCCGACUGCAGCAAAUGAUCAUUUCCCCUUUGUAUUGUAUAAUGUUCCUUUGACUUAAUAAGUGAAUAGUUUUAUGAACUGUCAGAGAUAAUAUCUUAUUCCAAUCACAAGUUGUUGACGGACAAAAUUGUGUCUUUUUAUUUGUAAAUUUGCUAAAAGUAAGCUGAUUGUAGCAUUUUGAAGCCAUGAAGUCAGUAUUUAUACUAAUGGAUUUGUUUGAUUGAUCUUUAAUUUCUUUAAUCAGUGACUUAUCAUUUCAGUUUUGGGGGAUGAAGCUGUUUUAAUUUCAUAUUGUGAUUUUUGUGCAGGUGUGAAAAUGCUACACAUGAUACUGAUGCUGAGAUUAGCGUCGAUCCUUACAGCCAUGGUUUAAAUGUUGUUUGGCAAACGGCUCAAAGGUUCAUGAAAAUGGCAGAUGAUGUUGUGUGUCACGGCCUCGGUGGGAGAGUUAAAGAGGAUCCUAACACUAAGUCCACCUUGUGAAGGGAACGUGUUGGAUGACGUUCCGCUGGUUGUGGUUCGUUGGAUCAGCAGUUCCUCCUGCCUUUGUUGUACCUGUGGCCCCUGAAAACGAAGCUGUCUGCUUGUGACCAAAGAGUUUUAUUUACAACAGAAAAAGCUAAUUCUAGAACAUAUUCUUAGGACCCCUUUCAGGCUGGGACCCUCUGCUCUAAACCACAACAAUGUCCAGGUGCUGCACAGAGUCUCUGGAGGAGAUCGAACCAGAUCCAUAACUGAACGCUUUGUGUGAAGGAGGGGAUUUCGUGUUAAGUUGCUCUUAAACUCUCCACCUGUUUGUAUUCAUUUAGAUUUGUAAUUGUGUUUUUCAUCUGAAGCGGUGUUUGUGCAGCCAUUUAAUCCCCAUCCUUCAAAUGUGACGAAGUCUUACUGAAGGGGGGGAAGUACGACAGCAGCCCUUCAGAUGCUGCAGAGUUAAACAUCUUUUCAUCCAGUGAACUGAGUCUCAGAGAGCGGAGUGAAUGAAGGCAGGAGAAAAGAGCAUUAAAGCACAGAGGUGUAUAUUCCAUUCCACUAAUAAAGAACAGAAACCAGAA
Micropterus dolomieu (smallmouth bass) is the source of this 5617-nucleotide messenger RNA. RefSeq names its product potassium voltage-gated channel subfamily D member 1-like. The record is from RefSeq and is a predicted model, not a curated record. Gene Ontology annotation, cellular component: voltage-gated potassium channel complex. The transcript is spliced from 4 exons. Bases 1 to 690 code for a protein of 229 amino acids. Gene Ontology annotation, molecular function: voltage-gated potassium channel activity. NCBI's taxonomy places the organism in Eukaryota, Metazoa, Chordata, Actinopteri, Centrarchiformes, Centrarchidae. Gene Ontology annotation, biological process: potassium ion transport.